Messenger RNA from Drosophila persimilis, 582 nucleotides. RefSeq names its product DET1- and DDB1-associated protein 1. Gene Ontology annotation, biological process: positive regulation of proteasomal ubiquitin-dependent protein catabolic process. Lineage: Eukaryota; Metazoa; Arthropoda; Insecta; Diptera; Drosophilidae. Gene Ontology annotation, cellular component: Cul4-RING E3 ubiquitin ligase complex. The coding region runs from base 104 to 424 and encodes 106 amino acids. The transcript has 2 exons. The record is from RefSeq and is a predicted model, not a curated record.
AUACAAAUUAUCAAAAGUCUUGCUUAAAAGCACAAAUACGCAAUUGCAAACAAUUCAAUAAACUCCUCGCACAAUUAAGCAACAACAACACAGAACCAGCAAGAUGUCUGUCAGCGAUUUCAUCAAGGGCCUGCCAAUUCAUGAUUCCAAUAAUUUCACUCACCUGAGCAACGAGCACGGAAUACGAACGUCUCAAAAGCGCGCCUCUGUGUAUUUGCCCACCGAAGAUGAGGCCUCGGAGCAGCUUAUUGUAAUGGACAAGCGAUGCGUGCUACUGCGCUAUCUCACCCAACAGUGGGACAAGAAGACAUUGCAGCGUAAACGGGAGCAUGGCAACGAGGGCAACGCCAACAGCUCCACCCCCAUUGGCAAUGGCAGCAACAGCAAAAAGCGCCCACGCAUAGAUCCCAACGAGCUGAACUGAGCGGCAGGACACCGACCAAUCUGAAGGAACCUACGAACGCAUAUAUACUUACGUUUAUCCCCCCCUCCCCUCAUGUGCACACAUAAAUAUGUUUUAAUCAAUUCACCAAGUACAAAAACAUUUAUGAAUAUGUAUUAAACGAAUGUCCAAUUACCAGA